UUAAUAAAAUAUAUAUUGGGACAAUUCAAAUAAGAUCACACAUGACUUUAGAUCAUAAAAGUUAGUCAAAGUAUAGUUUGUAAAUAGUGCAAAAAUCAAAUGGUGUCAACUAAAUAAAAACUGAAGAAGUAAUAAGUUUAUAUUGUAGUAUUUCUUUUGACAAUAUAGUUUUGUUAAGCAUUAUACAAUGAUUAUGAGUUACCCCAAACAUAGCAUAAAUCUAAAUAAAGUAAAUUAACAGUGUUCAUUUCAUAUGAUAUUAUUAGCUCCACUAAUAUCAAUCACCAAAGCUUAAGACCAUUGCAAUCCACUGGUUGUCCUAAAAUUAAUCAACCCCAAAAUAACCAAACGAAGAUAAAGGAUUCAAAACACUUUUUUAACUUAGAAAAUAACCACAAAAUUCUAAUCUUGACUAUAGAUGCGCUACAUCAUUCUUUUUUUCUUAUUUAGCAUUUUACCUCUAUUUAAACACUUCUUCCCAGCAAUCUUACAUAGCAUUAUAGAGCCUUCUGGGGGCUUGUACAAUUUCAAUAAUUAAAAUAAAAAUAGGGACUUAAGCCCCAAUAGCUCUACCAAUCAAAAAAGAAAAACAAGAAAAAAAAAAAAAAAAAAAAAAAAAAAAACACUAAUCCCACCACAUUUUUCUUACCCUUAAAACAAAAAAAAAAAAAAAUUUACCAAAUGGGAAAGAGCCCUAUUGUUAUUGCUAUAUCGGCCAUAUGUGUGGUGGCAUGUGUAGCGGCUGUUACACUUGGUGUUUCGAAGUAUGGCCAUGGUAAUGACGGACCCAACAAAGGUGGCGGAGAUGACCAUAAGAUUGCCUCCGGUACGAAAGCAAUCCAAAGCAUAUGCCAACCAACGCGGUACAAGCAAGCUUGUGAAACAACCCUGAGUAAUUCGGCUGGAAACACUACCGACCCAAAGGAGUUGGUGAAGACGGCAUUUAGGGUGGCAAAGGACGAGAUAACAAAAGCAUUGGAGAAAUCCAACACGAUUAAGGCUGCUAAAGAUGAUCCUCGUGCAGCUGAAGGCUUGGAGAUAUGUAAGGAAGUGGUUGGCUAUGCCGUUAAUGACCUUGAGAGGACAGUGGAUUCUGUGGGUGCCUUUACGAUGGAUAAUGUUGAUGACUUCCUUGAAGAUCUAAGGGUUUGGAUUGGUGGUGCCAUUACUUAUCAAGAGGUUUGUUUCGAGGCGUUUGAGAAUUCUACUAGUGAUGCAGGUACUAAGAUGCGUAGCUUCUUCAAUGUGUCGCGUGAGCUUAGCAGCAAUGCCUUGAACAUCAUCACUGAGGCCAAAUCUAUGCUUCAAUACCUUGACAUCCCAGGGCUUGACCUUAGUGCCCUUGGUAGUGGUGCUGGUUCUUCAGCUCACCGUCGUCUUCUUCACAAGGCAGGUAAGGGAGUGUGGGUUGCUGGUGAGAUGCCUCCUUGGGUCAAUGACCCUAAGCGCAAAAUUAUGAACGUCCCUGUCUCUCAGAUUAAGCCUGAUGCUAUUGUCGCUCAAGAUGGUUCUGGCCAAUACAAGACCAUUGGUGAAGCCGUAGGAAAGGUGCCCCUAAAGAACGAAAUCCCCUUCAUUAUCUACAUUAAGGCAGGUACAUACAAGGAGACCGUCCUCAUCGAAAAGAAGCAUACUAAUGUCAUUCUGGUCGGUGAUGGACCUACUAAGACUAUCAUCACAGGGAGCAAGAACUUUGCUGAUGGUAUUCAAACUUUUAAGACUUCAACGGUUGGCGCUGUUGGAGAUGGAUUCAUGGCAAGGGACAUAGGAUUUGAGAACACUGCAGGACCACAAGGCCACCAAGCAGUUGCCUUAAGGGUGGUGAGUGAUUUCGCCGUCAUAUACAACUGCCACAUUAGCGGACACCAAGACACAUUGUACGCAGUAAGAGGUCGUCAAUUCUACAGAGACUGUACAAUCUCAGGCACAAUCGAUUUCAUCUUUGGUGAUGCACAAGCAGUGUUCCAAAACUGCAAGUUGCUAGUAAGAAAGCCAGGACCCAACCAACAAUGUAUGGUAACAGCCCAAGGUAGGACCGAGGAGAAAGGACCAGGAGGGUUCGUGAUGGAAGGUUGUACAAUCUCCGGUGAGCCUGACUACAAGGCAGUAAAGGCUCAGUUCCCAGCCUACUUGGGACGACCAUGGAAGGAGUACUCUAGAACCAUCUUCAUGUACUCGAACAUAGAUGACUGCAUCGCUCCUCAAGGAUGGACAGAAUGGAGAGGAACCUUCGCCCUUGACACAUUGUUCUACGCCGAGUACCAAAACAAAGGUACAGGUGCUGAUACAUCUAAGAGAGUUAAAUGGGCGGGACUCAAGACUUUGAGCCCUCAACAAGCUGAUGGUUUCACUCCUGCUAAGUUGUUCGUUAGCGGCGACAAAUGGAUCCCUCAGACUGGUGUUCCAUAUGCUGCUGGAAUGUUUUCUGCAAGCUAAGCGAUUAUUUUAGAGGUUAAAAGACGGAAACAAAAAAAUUAAAUAAUUAUGUGGAAAGACGAGAGAUUGUUUGUAACUUUACAGAAAUUAGUAGAAAAAUUUAUUUCUGAAUCACAAAUGAAAUUCGUUGUAGUGUAUUUUGUUUUGCGUAACAUAUAAUUAAGUAGAUUAAAAUCAUUAGAUAGUCCGUAUGUAGAAAGGAACUAAUUAAAAGAAUGAAAUUAUUUUAAUAACAAAAUUAGAUUUGAAAAAAAUUUAUAAACACCAAGAU
Molecule: messenger RNA, 2707 nt
Organism: Chenopodium quinoa (quinoa)
Lineage: Eukaryota; Viridiplantae; Streptophyta; Magnoliopsida; Caryophyllales; Amaranthaceae
Product: pectinesterase-like
Exons: 2
Coding region: 682-2436 (584 amino acids)
Biological process (GO): cell wall modification
Molecular function (GO): pectinesterase activity; pectinesterase inhibitor activity
Source: RefSeq, a predicted model, not a curated record